AUGCACUCCAGAAUAUUACUGCAACCAUUUAGACAAAAGAGGGCUAUAACAACACGCUGUGAACAAGAUGCACUACAUGUCAAAUGGGGAGAGACUGAUUCCACCUACAGCUACCUUUGGUUGAGAGAUAACUGUCCUUGUCCACAAUGCCUUCACCCCUCAAGUAGUCAAAAACUGCAUUCUUCUGCUGAUAUACCAUUAGAUAUUCAACCUAUAGAUGUAAAAAUUGUAGGAGAAGAGGCAGAAAUAACAUGGAAUCAGCCUCUUCGCCACGGUGGUGAAGACAAGAUACAUACUAGUCGAUACAGCCUUGAUUUUUUGCGUCGAUAUCAAUCAAGCAAGAUAGCUGAAAGGUUUAGAUUUAAUCAUAUAACCCCACAAACUUGGAAUCGAGAUGAGUAUAAACUCGAUUGGAUAAGUUACCAUGACUACAUGAAUACGGAUCAUGGUCUCUCUAAGGCUGUUCAGCGCUUGUAUAACAAGGGUCUGGUGUUCUUGAAAGAUGUACCUACCGUUGACAGUGCAGUGACAGAAGUUGCUGAGCGUAUUGGGCCUGUUCAAGAAACAUUUUAUGGUCGCGAUUUUGAUGUCAAGAACGUUGCUAAAUCUAUUAAUAUUGCCUAUACAAGUUUGUAUUUGGGAUUUCAUAUGGAUCUUAUGUACCUGGAUAGUCCCCCUGGAGUUCAAUUGUUACACAGUUUAAAGAACAGUGUCACUGGAGGCUCAAGUAUUUUUGUAGAUUCGUUCCGUGCAGUCGAACUACUAAAAGCCAAGUAUCCUGAGGAUUACCAAGUACUCAAGUCAACGCCUGUUACAUUUCAUUAUUUGAAUAAUGGUCAUCACAUGUAUUAUAAACGACCUACUAUCGUUGACGAUGAAGAGCAUAGUGGUACAGCCUGGGCUAGUCACGUCAAUUAUGCACCUCAGUUUCAGGGACCAUUAGACGACUUGAGCCCUGAAAAGACCAGACAAUUUUAUAGGGCAUUCCAACGUUUUGCGGAUUUUGUUGAAGAUGAGUCUCUUCGAUUCGAAUUGACAUUGCAACCAGGUCAACUAGUUAUGUUUGCCAACAGACGUGUGCUCCAUGGCCGUACAUCAUUUGAUCCGAACAGCGGUGACCGUCACUUAAAAGGCACUUACCUUGCUCUAGAUUCUCUCAAGGACAAAUUACGUGUAUUAUCAGCAAAGUAUGGCUUUGAUUCCAGUGUUUAA
Messenger RNA from Rhizopus microsporus ATCC 52813, 1212 nucleotides. RefSeq names its product Clavaminate synthase-like protein. Gene Ontology annotation, cellular component: mitochondrion. The transcript is spliced from 3 exons. The record is from RefSeq and is a predicted model, not a curated record. NCBI's taxonomy places the organism in Eukaryota, Fungi, Mucoromycota, Mucoromycetes, Mucorales, Rhizopodaceae. The coding region runs from base 1 to 1212 and encodes 403 amino acids. Gene Ontology annotation, biological process: carnitine biosynthetic process. Gene Ontology annotation, molecular function: oxidoreductase activity.